Mytilinidion resinicola is the source of this 1298-nucleotide messenger RNA. RefSeq lists its product as uncharacterized. The transcript has 2 exons. The record is from RefSeq and is a predicted model, not a curated record. The coding region runs from base 137 to 994 and encodes 285 amino acids. Lineage: Eukaryota; Fungi; Ascomycota; Dothideomycetes; Mytilinidiales; Mytilinidiaceae.
CCCGCGUCUUUCCCGAGGUCUCUUCUACCAAGUACUUCAUCAGCUGCAUCAUCAACUCUAUCCAGCUUCUUUUUAACGCAACUAUCGCGCAAGGAUACCAAUGGCGCGACGAAGACGUCUUGAGAUCUGAAUCGCCAUGUCCAAACUAUCUCCCACCCUCAAAUCCCUCAUCAACGCCGCCCAUGCGCGUCCAGGUCCCAUUCCGGCACCUCCGCAGAUCAACUCCAUCUUCAAGCAGAUCGAGCGGGAAGCCAGGGAACGACAUGUUGGGCGCCCGUCAUGGCUUGCGCUGGCCACCGCUACGACCAUGACGCUGAACUCUCCCGGCUCCCUCAAUGCCCUCUACACCGUCGCGACAGCCUCCUCGCCUUCGUCCGCCGUCGAAACCGCCGAAUAUAUCCGUGAAGCUGGCCUGAAAUGCGUCGGCUUCAACGGCCUCCCGAGAGUCAUCAACAUGCUCAACGCAUUCCACGCCUCUCUCCCCUCUUCCGUCGCAUCGCAACUCAACACCCGACCAUCGCGGGUAUUGAAGCCUGAGCUGCUGUCGGGAGUAGCAGAGAGAGGAAAGAAGCUCUGGGAUAGCAUAUACCGUCCGUUUGAGAACAAGCUGUAUGAUAAGUUGGCGACGUCACAUCCGGAUUUGCCGGUCCAUAUCCUGAAUUCGGAGUACGGGGCACUCCUCGCUGAUCCGCCUUCCAAAUCCCAAACGCCGGCUACGGCUGUUGGGCGAGUCAAUACUUCCAUCAUAGCUGUUGCUUGUCUGCGGGCGCAGCAGGGUGUUGGACCGCAGGUUCUGUCACACGUCUUUGGGCUGCGGAAGGCGGUCGAAGAUGGAAGCUGGCGGGAUGACGCUGCAGCUGUUGAAGACGGAGGCGAGGAAGGGGUCAGAUGGCUCGCGAGUGAUGAGGGCUGUGUCUGGAUACUGGAGAAGGUAGACAGCCUCGUUGAGGCAUUGGGAGGUGCGAACUUCGCGCCAGCCAGAGCAAAGCUAUGAGCAUGCUACGUUGAGGUGUGUUCAACAUGAUAUAUACAGCCGUCUAAGACUUUCCAAUACCGCAAUUUCAACAUCACAUGACUGUUUUCUUUUUUUUUCUGAUCUUCAUGAGCGCUUCAAGAUUACACUCGGCAUAUCGAAUCCGUAUAGGACAACUCCCAAAUUUGGUAUCAUCAUUGCAUCAAUCACCAUCGGCACCCGCGUAAUGAGCACACGGUCAUCUGAAAUGACCAGCCAUUCGUAUGAGAUCUCAUUUCCAGUCACCACUCAUCCGGGCGCAACACUCAUAUAUCGGUCUGCUCGU